UUUUGUCUUUCCUGUUUCCCAAAGCCUUUCCUCCCGCGCAAGAAACAGCAAAGAGAAAAACCCACCGAUCGGUCGCACUGAUUCACACCGCCAUGGCGAACGACAAGUCGGUGAUGGCCGUGAUCAGAGCCGCGAGGCCGACCUUCCGCAACAACGAUGACAAGGUCGCCUUCGCCGUUCACGCCUCCUUCCUCGCCGCUGGCUACGUUCUCACCGCCGCUGGUCCCCCCGCCUUCUCCGAUUCCGCUCUCUCCUCGCCUUCUACGGAUGAAGUGGGCAUGGAACAAUGGAACGAGCUCGACGGCGAGUACGCAUUUGUCUAUAUAAACCCAGAAAAGGGCUCGAAGAAGGUGCUUGUUAAAUGCCUUGUAAUGAACGACAAGUUACUUGUGGAUGCUCUGGCUGAUGGGAGUUCUCAGCCCGUCCAUCUCGAAAUCGACGUUGGUGAAUAUGUUGGAGAGGAUGGGGGGAGCAAUUACUCCACACAGUUCAAGAAUUUGAAGAAUUUGGUGAAGAAUUUGGAUACUGAAGUUCUGUCAAAAUUAUAUGGGUCUGCAUCUUCCACAUCCGGUUCUUCAAGUAACCUUGAAAGUUCAGAAAGGAGUGAGAGAUCAACAACUGAGCCUGUUUCUGGACCUUCAGGCUUUUACACUGGACCUCCAGACCCUUACACUGAUCCUUCAGGAAUUGUAUAUCCUCCUAUCAUGCCUUAUGGUGGCAGUGAUCUUUUGCCUGGGCCUGGUGCUGGAAUCUACCCUUCAAGGGGUGGUGGCAGUGGAGGCAUGCUUCUUGGACCCCGUGACCCUCGUUGGUUUGGUGGCGUUGGAGAACCUGGGUUUGGCUUUGAUCCCUCUAGGCCAGAAGGUGUUCCACCAGGUGCCCGUUUUGAUCCCUAUGGGCCCCCAGGUGUUCCUGGUUUUGAGCGUAAUCGAUUUGCAAGGAAUCCGCGGAGGCCGGGAGGUGGCACUCAUCCAGAUCUGGAGCAUUUCGGGAGCGGCUCAGAUUUCAUUUAGGUAUGCUGUGCUAGACAUGUAGUUUGUCAUCAAAUAAGAAACUUGAGGACUACAAGGAGCUGACAGAGGAUCACUUUUUUGUUCUUGCUUUCUUGUUUGGCAUGCAAGUUGCUGUGUAAACUUUAACAUUGUAAAGGAGAUGUUUUCAUAAGAGUAUCAGAUGCUGUUUAUUUAAGAUCCCGAACGUCCUUUCGGUCAGCAA
Molecule: messenger RNA, 1215 nt
Organism: Malus domestica (apple)
Lineage: Eukaryota; Viridiplantae; Streptophyta; Magnoliopsida; Rosales; Rosaceae
Product: probable proteasome inhibitor
Biological process (GO): proteasome-mediated ubiquitin-dependent protein catabolic process
Molecular function (GO): endopeptidase inhibitor activity; proteasome binding
Source: RefSeq, a predicted model, not a curated record